AUGUUUUGGAAAGGAUAUAUAUUUGACGGGCAAUUCAUACUGUCUUGGCUGUUGGAACAGGGAACCGCACCAAGUGUCAUCCCGAACGGCUCUAAGUUGAUGGCUAUAACGCAUCCCAGUCUGGGCAUUCGUAUCAUAGACUCCUUUAAUUUCUUGCCCAUGGCCCUGUCCAAGCUACCUUCUUGCUUUGGAAUUGAAGAGCAGAAGAAAGGCUAUUUCCCCCAUUUCUUCAAUACCCGGGAAAAUCAGAAUUAUGUGGGCCCUCUUCCGGAGACGAAGUAUUACUCCCCAGACUCCAUGUCAACUGCAGCAAGAGACUCAUUCUUAAAAUGGCAUAAAGAGCAUGAAACGGACGAAUUUAACUUCCAAAAAGAGAUGCUCGCAUAUUGCAGGUCUGACGUGGAUAUUCUGCGCCAGUGCUGCAAUAUGUUCAGAAAAGAGUUCUUGGAAAUCGCGAAGGUGGAUCCAUUUUGUUAUGUUACCAUAGCUUCAUGUUGUAUGGCUAUUUAUAGAAGUAGUCAUAUACAACCAAACACGAUAGCGAUGGUACCAACAAAUGGCUAUCUGAACAGAACCAAAUAUAGCGCAGAUGCUAUACGGUUGUUUCUACCACGGCUGUGGUACCUGCUUUGA
This is a messenger RNA of Uloborus diversus, 633 nucleotides long. RefSeq lists its product as uncharacterized. Gene Ontology annotation, biological process: DNA replication. Bases 1 to 633 code for a protein of 210 amino acids. The record is from RefSeq and is a predicted model, not a curated record. The transcript has 5 exons. Gene Ontology annotation, molecular function: DNA-directed DNA polymerase activity; nucleotide binding; DNA binding. Lineage: Eukaryota; Metazoa; Arthropoda; Arachnida; Araneae; Uloboridae.